This is a messenger RNA of Colletotrichum destructivum, 1209 nucleotides long. Its product is annotated as Putative WD40/YVTN repeat-like-containing domain superfamily. The coding region runs from base 82 to 1038 and encodes 318 amino acids. Gene Ontology annotation, molecular function: protein binding. Lineage: Eukaryota; Fungi; Ascomycota; Sordariomycetes; Glomerellales; Glomerellaceae. Gene Ontology annotation, cellular component: TORC2 complex; TORC1 complex. The record is from RefSeq and is a predicted model, not a curated record. Gene Ontology annotation, biological process: TOR signaling; regulation of actin cytoskeleton organization. The transcript is spliced from 4 exons.
ACACACACACACACACACACACACACAAUUACUCACCAUAUCAUGCGAUAACUGAAGAAAAAAGGCUUCAAAACAGUAACCAUGUCUGUGAUUCUUUGCACAGCGGGCUACGAUCACACAAUCAGAUUCUGGGAGGCCCUCUCCGGCAUCUGUUCGCGCACGAUCCAACACCCCGAUUCUCAGGUCAAUCGUCUCUGCAUCUCCCCCGACAAGCGCUUCCUUGCCGCCGCAGGCCACCACACGGUCAAGCUCUACGACAUCAAGUCGACAAAUCCGAACCCGCUGUUGACAUUCGAGGGCCACACGGGCAAUAUCACCGGCGUUGCCUUCCAUUGCGAGGGCAAGUGGAUGGUCACCAGCUCCGAGGACGGAACCGUCAAGAUUUGGGAGACGCGUAGCGGCCAGGUCCAGCGUAGCUACAACCACGGCUGUCCCGCCAACGAUGUCGUGAUCCACCCAAACCAAGGCGAGAUAAUUAGCUGCGACCGCCAGGGAAGCGUCCGUGUCUGGGAUCUGGCCGAGAACAACUGCUCGCACCAACUGAUCCCCGAAGAGGACGUCUCCGUCUCGAGCGUCACGGUCGCCAGCGAUGGUUCUCUGCUAUGCGCUGCUAACAAUGGAGGAAACGUUUUUGUGUGGCAGCUGAUACAAGCCUACGAUCGGACACAGCUCCUCCCCGUGACGCACUUCAACGCGCACAAGGAGUACAUCACGCGCAUUCUUCUCUCGCCCGACGUCAAGAAGCUCGCGACCUGCAGUGCCGACCAUACCGCUCGCAUCUGGGAGGUGAAGGACCUCGAACCCGCCGCCGACCAGGAGCCGAAGCCGUUCCCGCUUGAGGCGACCCUCACGGGCCACCAGCGCUGGGUAUGGGACUGUGCAUUCAGUGCCGACUCGGCCUACUUGGUGACGGCCUGCUCCGAUCACUACGCCCGGCUAUGGGAACUUCACAGCCAGCAGAUCAUCCGCCAGUACAACGGUCACCACAGAGGCGCCGUCUGCGUCGCUCUGAACGACUACUCAGAAUCCGCUAGAUAAGGAGUGUUGAGUGAUUUCCGGGGUGGCAUUCGUGUUGGUAAGUUUCCUUGGUCUACAGUAGGACCUCAUUGGGCGUGCUGCAUUUUCUUCAACUUUGGGACUUGGGGGACUUGGUUUGGCGGGGCGUCUGGAACCAUUGUUUGUAUCACAUCAACAUAUGAGCUGCGGCUA